This is a messenger RNA of Arabis nemorensis, 342 nucleotides long. NCBI's taxonomy places the organism in Eukaryota, Viridiplantae, Streptophyta, Magnoliopsida, Brassicales, Brassicaceae. The record is from the annotation of a GenBank genome assembly.
AUGAUGAUGAAGUCGUUGAUUUGUCUCUCUCUCGUUCUCUUACCUCUGAUCUCCGUCGUGGAAGGAGGUCUUCUCGGAGGAUGGAAACCGAUCAAGGAUGUGUCGGAUCCGAACGUGGUUGAGAUCGCCGAGUUUGCGAUCUCGGAGCAUAACAAGGUGUCCAAGCCGGGUCUGGUUUACGAGAAGGUGGUCCAGGGAAAGCAGCAAGUGGUGGCCGGCACAAAGUACGAUCUGGUCAUUGCGGCCAAGAAUGGAGGAGGUAGGAGCAAGAACUACGAGGCCGUCGUGUGGGACAAGCCGUAUGAAAAGUUCAGGAAGCUCGAGUCUUUCAAGGCCGUUUAG